This is a messenger RNA of Pteronotus mesoamericanus, 657 nucleotides long. RefSeq names its product natural cytotoxicity triggering receptor 1-like. Gene Ontology annotation, cellular component: plasma membrane. The record is from RefSeq and is a predicted model, not a curated record. Lineage: Eukaryota; Metazoa; Chordata; Mammalia; Chiroptera; Mormoopidae.
AUGCUUGCCACGCUGGCUGCCCUGCUCAGCCUCGGGCUGAGUCUGAGCCAGAGGAUCAGCGCCCAGAAGCGAAUGUAUGACACACCCAUCCUCUCGGUUCUUCCCGGGUCUCGGGUGACCCCAGGAGAGAACGUGACCUUCCAUUGCCAUCUAGACACUGCAACAAGCACGUUCUUCCUGCUCAAGGAGGGGGCGCCCGGCCCCCCACAGUGCGGAUAUGGGAAGCUUGAAGCAGCGUUUCCCAUGGGGCCUGUGACUGCAGCCCACAGAGGGACGUACAGGUGCUUUGGUUCUUACAACAACCAUCUGUGGUCUUUCCCCAGCGAGCCGGUGGUGCUCCUCGUCACAGGAGACGGUGGGAACACCAGCCUUGCGCCCACAGGACCCUUACCACCUGCAGAUACGUGGGCACCCCCCUUGUUAACCACAAAGACCGGACACCAGAAAGGUAAGCAGGCAGCCAGGACGCCCGCAGACACUCUCCUGCGGGUGGGUCUCGCCCUCCUGGCCCUGGUGGCCCUUGUGUGUCUCCUGGCUGAAGACUGGCUCCGCGGGGAGAAGACGGAAGGGAGCCAGGGAUGCGGGGCAAGGCUCCGGACACAGAGAGCCCUGGACAUGACCGAGGAUGCCCUGGCCAUCGGUAAAGCUGACCUCUGA